AUGAUUGGUUAUACUCAACCCAUGGAACAUGUAGCAGAGAUCUUUAGCCCAGCAUUGAUUACCCUUUGUAUGCAAUACAGAAACUAUCGAUUAGAACUUCCAGAACAAAGCUUUGAUCCAACAUUCUUGGUCACACUUGCUGGAGGAUCAACAAAAUUAUGUUCACUGGGUGUCGCUGCCCUCUCCCAUCUCUUUGCAGGAAACUUCUUGUUCGGAAAUCAUCUGGUGGCCUUUGACGGACUAGCCGAGGAGGAGAGAAUGAAACGACAGGUUGAUGAGCAGCAGAAGGAGUUGCAUCAGCAAGAGCCCGCUCAUCUGCCGGUCCAGUAUUGUCCCUUUGGACAUGGAACCACAGUCCAUCCUUUGGUGCGCCUGACCCUGACAGUCAUCAAAAUGAAAUUCUAA
Messenger RNA from Triticum turgidum subsp. durum (durum wheat), 405 nucleotides. The record is from the annotation of a GenBank genome assembly. NCBI's taxonomy places the organism in Eukaryota, Viridiplantae, Streptophyta, Magnoliopsida, Poales, Poaceae.